AUGGACGCCUCCUCCCUCCGCAUCUCCAAGUUCGAUGGAACUAACUUCCACGCCUGGAAGUUCAAGAUGCAGAUGGUGCUUGAGGAGCGGAACUUAUGGGAGGUCGUCAGCGGUGAGAUCAAGGCGGAACAGUGCGAGACUCAGUUGGACCAAGCGACGUACAAGAGGAAGUCAAGAAAGGCGAUGGCAGUGAUCUGUCUAGCCAUGGAAGAUUCCCAGCUACCGUUGGUCCGGUCGGCAAGUGGUGCAUGCGACGCAUGGUCAAGGUUGGAAGACCACUUCGAGAAGAAGAGUCUUGCCAACAAGCUGUUCUUGCGCCGUCGCUUCUUCACGACAAUGAUGGAAGAAGGCGACGAUGUGCUCGAACACAUCAACAAGCUCAAGACGCUGGCGGAACAGCUAGAAGCGGUGGGGGCUCCAGUCUGCGAGGACGAUCUGGUGAUCACACUCCUCGGCAGCCUGAGUGACUCGUAUCAAUUCUUGAUCACAGCUUUGGAGUCGCGCUCAGACACUCUUAGCUGGGAGCUCGUGACGUCUCGACUGCUUCAUGAAGAAAUGAAGCGGAAGGAGCAAGGAAGUAAAGGUGAUGAAGCUUCGCAAGGUCAAGCGUUCAUCACAAGGGACAAUCAGCGCAAAGGGCGACCAGUGAAGAAGUCCUGGCCGUGCCACAAUUGCGGAAAGAUUGGUCACUGGAUGGCGGAGUGCCCCUCGCGCAUCCAAGAAAACACGGAGAGACACCGGCCACAGCGUGCUCAAGACAGCGGCGACCGCUAUCGAUCACAACGUGCAAACGUCGCUCAAGAAGAAGACUCGGGCGACUACCUCUUUCGAUCGGUGAAACGACAUCUGCGAAAUCGAGCGACAUCUGGCUGGUCGACUCCGGGGCGACGCAGCACAUGA
This is a messenger RNA of Peronospora matthiolae, 900 nucleotides long. NCBI's taxonomy places the organism in Eukaryota, Oomycota, Peronosporomycetes, Peronosporales, Peronosporaceae. The record is from the annotation of a GenBank genome assembly.